Messenger RNA from Phasianus colchicus (ring-necked pheasant), 3022 nucleotides. RefSeq lists its product as uncharacterized. Lineage: Eukaryota; Metazoa; Chordata; Aves; Galliformes; Phasianidae. The record is from RefSeq and is a predicted model, not a curated record. Gene Ontology annotation, molecular function: zinc ion binding; single-stranded RNA binding; double-stranded RNA binding. Gene Ontology annotation, cellular component: precatalytic spliceosome.
CCAUGUAUGAGUUCUAUAAGUCUUCAGUCACACUAUCGUGGUAUGAAGCAUAGAAAGAAAGAAGAAGCACUGAGAUUCAAGACUGUCUAUUUAUCUUUUGAACCAGAUUAGUCAAAAUGGAUUCUGAGUACAUAUCUGCACAGAAAAAUGUGAUGUCAGCCCUUCACUGAUAGAAGCGCUACUGGCUGAGCUCACCUCUUACUGCACUCAGAAGAAUCAGCAUAGGAGGAAGAUCCAGUGAAAGCACUGGUCAGAGUCUGUUUUCUAAGAGGAUGGUCUUCAUUACCUUCACUGGUGGUUUCGGGCUGAAAACAGAAUGUUAUUGCAAGGCACAUCAUUCAAGUGUGCGAACAACUCUGAGACAUUCUGCAUCAGUAGACAUAAGAUCUGCAUGCAGUGCUUCUCUUAGAAAUGUUGGUAAUGCUACUUGACAAAUUCUGCAAGAGUUCUGAAGAUAUACAUGUCUAUGCAGUGUCCUGUGGGUUUUCAGCGGUGUAGAAUUUUAUUGAUAUCUCAGUAACAACAGAUUUCUUUGGCCAUGGGUGGAACAUUUUUAGAGGAAGAUGAGUUUCUAUACCAUUUGUUGGAUUUCAUAUUGGAAAAGAUCAUUAAGAAUGGUACUGAUGAUGAAUGUAAGCUUGAUUACUGAAGAGUUUCUGCUUCAAGAAUCUAAAGUCUUGUUUUGGAGGAGCAAUGCAAAAGAUGCAUAGUAUGAAAACUGAAACUUGAUUAAGAGGACAGAAGAAAGUGUGAUAGCAAGACAGUAGGGAAAGUGGCGGGAUGCAGGUGUCUGCAAAAACCUACGCUUCUGGAAAAUGAUACUGCUUAAUGUACUGUGGGCUCAGCAUUUCAUGAAGGUUCAAGGUCCUCCAGCUCCCUUCCGAACUACGAUGAGCUAUGAAAUGCAGAGACCAGUGAAGAGAGGACUCACAAAGGACAUAACAUGUCUGAAGGAUUUUAUUAAUGAUCCCAAAAGAGAAGAACCUCUAGUUGGCUUAGAACAUGUGGUUGAAAUCAGAUUUGAGGGAAGAAGAGAGCCGCAUUAUGAAUGCAAGCUGUGUGGGUUUAAUACAGAGAUGGCGCCCAUGAUAGAACAUCUCAGUGGAUAUAAACACAGAAGAGCAUACAUAUCCAAAGAAUUUCCAGACAAAAUGAAGAGAAAGGCAACAGAUGUAAAAGAAUGCAAAGUCUCAUUUCUCAAAAGAAUAGCAGGAGAGCUAGAGAAGACUGAAGGAUUAAAAAUGUAUAAGAUUGAAGGUUACAUAAGACCAAGUACCUCACCCCCAUCAAAGAAGAAAGCAAGGUGGGAUGAUGAUCAUAAGCAUGAGAAUGAUCCUUUUUGGAAACAGAAAGCUUUGGAGUUCUUGGAGACUUUUCACAUCACCUCAGACUCAGAAGCAACACGUGUUGUUCGUGUUACGCAGGAACUCACAGAAGCUUUGAAGUCCUUUUGUGAAAAGAAAGCAGCAGUGAAUUAUACUAACAGACUGAGGCCACUGAUGCCAACAUCUCAAGGUGGAUUUCCUGCAAGAAGAAACUUCACCAAACCAUAUAAGCCAUAUGGAAAAUACAAAGGAAAUUUUAACUGGAAUCAACGUUUUUUCUCUCAAUAUGAACAGUGUGCUGCAGAUAAUUCUUUUGCUCCUGCCAACUCGCACAGUUAUCAAACUGAUGAUGGAUCAUCUUCCUAUGGACUAAGACCUGCUGACUCUGCAGUGAUGUCAGCACUCAGGGACUCUCUUGCUCUCCAGACUGGAAGUUCUGCUGGUGGUAUUAGCGAAUGGCUGAGGCAGUUCAACCAGUCUGCUUCCAACAACAAUCCAGCCCUUGGGGCCUCUUCUUAUGCGACAGGUUCUGUGAAUGAGUACUCAUCAGAGUAUAUGUCCAAAGAUGUGCAAGGAGAUAAGCUCCCUGGUAACAGAAUGCCAUAUGACAGGGAAGGUAGAAGUUGGAGGAAUCAACAAACAUGUAGUAAAGCAAGGGGUAUAAGUGAUAAGAGAUUACCCUAUUCCAAUUCUUCAUAUCCUUCAUCUGGAAGAUACUCAACAAACUAUCCUUCACAAAGCUAUUUCUCUUACAAGAGUGAUGGGUCUGUGAAUUCUUGUACAUUUUCUACAAAUUCUGCUUUUUCAAGAAGAGGUGGCUCUAGGUGGAACCAGAACUCUAGGUGGAACCAGCGUCCUAGCUGGAACCGGGACUCAAAUUGGAACCAGGGCUCUAGCUGGAACCAGGACUCAAACUGGAACCAGGGCUCUAGCUGGAAGAAGGAAUCUAACUGGAACUGGGAAUCGAGGUGUCAGGAAUAUAGGCAUGAGAAAUCAGGUGAUAAAAAUGAUUGGGGUUCACAUCGCUAUUCCUUCCCUGGUGGUGGCUCGUAUAGAGAUAAUGAGCAGUUCAGAAGCUCAGAUAAGAUGUUGGGUGAAGAUGCUGUAGGUCCUGCUCCCAGUGUUUUGAACAGAUUGGAAGGAAAGGAUAUACCUAUGAUGACUGGGGUGCUCAGACAGCUGGCUUCAUGUUAUCCAGCACUUGUAAGAUUGUGACUAGUGAAGUGAAGUUUCCUGAAUUGAAAGUUUUGUUCUGGGUCAUCUUGCUAGCUAUCUGUUCUAUUGGGGUGGCAGCUGUGGGGAGAGGAUACAUUGGCAUAGAUUAAAAAAGAAAAAAAAAAUAGGAAUGUGUGCAGAACCAAACUUGGGUGGAAUUGUUGAAAGUAUGCAAAAUGGAUCAUACACAUUGGGAUAACAAAACAAAUGUUACCGAAGAGGUGAUUUGUUACCUGAUUUUUUUUUCCAUUUGGAAAAAUACUCCUUUAUGUUAGAAAAGUUUCUGCUUUGGAAAUACAUUGUAAAAUAUUUUAAGGCCAUUGGACAUGUACUGUCAUACAGCUACCUUUGGGUGUGAGUCUAAGCUAUGCUUAUGCAAGAGAACUAGGAAAGUCAGUUAGCAGCUUUUGUUUAAACAAUCUCUGAUGUAUUGUGUGAAAUAACGUGAAAAAGAAGUAACUUUUUUUUUUUUAAUUUCCCCU